This is a messenger RNA of Puntigrus tetrazona (Sumatra barb), 2166 nucleotides long. RefSeq names its product acetylcholine receptor subunit beta-like. The record is from RefSeq and is a predicted model, not a curated record. Gene Ontology annotation, biological process: signal transduction; monoatomic ion transmembrane transport; nervous system process. Gene Ontology annotation, cellular component: postsynaptic membrane; synapse; neuron projection. Gene Ontology annotation, molecular function: transmembrane signaling receptor activity; acetylcholine-gated monoatomic cation-selective channel activity. NCBI's taxonomy places the organism in Eukaryota, Metazoa, Chordata, Actinopteri, Cypriniformes, Cyprinidae.
GUGCGGCGUGUCUGUAACCCGAGCUCGGUGACAGAGCUCCGUCUUCUCGACAACUGUGUGUGUGUGUGUGUGUGUUACUGGAAAAUACACGGAUGGACCCGCACGAUAACUUUCUAUGAAGUACCAUCGUGAUUUCAUUUGGUGAAUCGCCAUGAAGGCCCAGGACUGGUUUAUUGUCACCUGUUGCCUCUGUGGCCUAAGCUCGACGGCAGAUGCAACAGAAGCAGAAGACCGGCUGAUGAAGAAACUGUUUUCUUCGUACAAUGUUAAAGCAGAUGCCCUCGCGAGGAGCCCAGAGGAAAGGGUCGUUGUGAGGAUAGGCAUGACUCUCUCGUCAUUCGUCAGCCUGAACAUGAAAGAUGAGGAGAUGAACACUAUAGUUAUUAUGAACUUGGAGUGGAAUGAUUAUCAGCUCUCCUGGAACCCGAAAGAUUGGGGAAUUGAUGUGUUGCGUAUCCCGGCUGGAAAAGUGUGGCUUCCUGAUAUUGUUCUCAUCAAUAACAAUGAUGGCGUGUUUGGUGUAGCUCUACAGGUCCAUGUGCAGGCCUACAGUAACGGUCGGGUGACGUGGACGCCACCAGCUCUUUACAAGAGUUCCUGUGGGGUAAAGGUGACAUACUUUCCCUUCGACUGGCAAAAUUGCACCAUGGUUUUCCGCUCGUACACGUAUGAUUCCUCAGAAGUGGAUCUGCAGCAUGGCCUUGAUAAGAGAGGAAAUGAAAUCCAAGAGAUCGUCUACGAUACAGGCUUUAGUGAGAGUGGAGAAUGGCACAUUCGUCACAAGGUUUCUAGGAAGAAUGUGCGAGAGGACCUGUAUGAAGACAUCACCUUUUACCUGAUCAUCGAGAGAAAGCCCAUGUAUUAUGUGUUUAACAUCAUCCUGCCCUGUAUCCUCAUCACCAUCAUUGCCAUUUUUAACUUCUACUUGCCACCUGACGCAGGGGAGAAGAUGGGCCUUUCCAUCAAUGUACUGCUGACUUUAACUGUCUUCCUGCUUCUGCUCGCCAACAAAGUCCCAGAAACAUCUCUGGGUGUUCCCAUUAUCGUCAACUACUUGAUGUUCACCAUGAUCCUGGUCACCUGUUCUGUCAUCCUCAGUGUUGUGGUGCUCAACCUUCACCAUCGCUCGCCCAACACACACCAAAUGCCCCUAUGGGUGCGCAAGAUCUUCAUCCACAUGUUGCCUCCUUACCUGGGCAUGCUGCGACCGAAAGAGGAGACCCCUCUUUUUCUUGAGAAAACUGCCAAAAAGGAGAACACUCAAGCCAUCCGCAGAGUGGCCGAUGAGUACUUCAUCCGCAAACCCAAUAACACCAACUUCCUCUUUCCCAAACCCCACAGGUACCAGUCUGAUGGUCCAUGCACCGACUUGAGGAAGUUCAUUGAUGGCCCCAGUCAUUACCUCACCCUUCCUCCAGAUCUCAAGGCAGCUGUGGAAGCCAUCACUUACAUCGCAGAGCAGCUGCAGGCAGAGAAAGAUUACGAGGCUUUAAAGGAGGACUGGCAGUAUGUUGCCAUGGUGGUUGAUCGACUCUUCCUCUGGAUCUUUGUGAUUUUUACCACCCUUGGGACACUGGGCAUUUUUGCUGAUGCCAGCUUCAAUGCCACGCCUACUGACCCCUUUCCCUAAAUCUGACGCUCUUUCUCUCUAGGCCUGAACUUUUCACCUCAGAAACACUGGCAUGAGAUGUGUUAGACACUGCUAUGUAUUUAAUGCACAAUAAUGGUCUUUUACUUUAACACAAAGAGUUUAUUUAUGUUGGAUAGAUGCGUAAAGUUCAAUGGGAUUUGUUAUUAUAACACAUUUUUAAUUUGCUGAAAUUUACUUUUGCCAUUUUGAACUUAUGCAGUUCCUCUUUUAAAGAAAGAAAUGUUUUCAUUAUCAGUCCAACCAUGACUUUUUUAUUACUUUGUGUUUUACUCAUUAGUAAUUGAAUUAUUGUGUGUGUAUAGACGUAUCACCUAAUAUUAAUGUAAUAUAUUACAUACUGUAUUUAAUGUGCUGGUAAAUCAAUUUUUGCACAUACGCUUUAGUUUUAUAAAUGUAUAACUCAGUUUGGCUCACUUGGACGCUGAUUUAAACCACCGUUCGAAAGAUUGGGGUUAGUAGUGUUCUAUUAAAUAAACUAAUUAAAGAAUCCUUAAUAAAAGGUUUCAUGAUUUUAA